Acaulospora morrowiae is the source of this 676-nucleotide messenger RNA. NCBI's taxonomy places the organism in Eukaryota, Fungi, Glomeromycota, Glomeromycetes, Diversisporales, Acaulosporaceae. The record is from the annotation of a GenBank genome assembly.
AUGUCAUGCACCGUACUGAUGGUCGCCGAGAAGCCUUCGCUCGCCGAGGCCAUAACGAAAAUUUUGGCACCAAAUGGUCAGUUUUACACUCGUAAAUCGAUCACCCCGGUUCAUGAAUACAAUGCCGAAUUCCGUGGAUCUCCUAGUAAAUUCAAAUUUACUUCUGUAACAGGGCAUGUGUACAGCUUGGACUUUACACAAAAGCAUAACAAUUGGGACAUCGAUCCGAUACUACUAUUUGAUGCGCCAACUUUAAAAAAAGAAGCUUCAAAGGCAAACAUUUGCAAACACCUUCAACAAGAAUCAAAGAGCGUCGAUUACGUUGUGCUUUGGUUGGAUUGUGAUCGUGAGGGAGAAAAUAUCUGUUUUGAAGUUAUCGACAAUGUACGCGAUCGAAUGAAAAAAAUUUCUGGGCAAUCGGAAGAUAGUCGAAUUUUGCGUGCAAAGUUUUCUGCUAUCACGGCAAUUGACAUUCGUAAAGCUAUGAAUAAUCUGGUAUAUCCAAAUAAGAAUGAGGCAUUAGCGGUUGAUGCUCGUCAAGAGUUAGAUCUAAAAAUUGGUUGCGCGUUCACAAGAUUUCAGACUAGGUUCUUUCAGGGGAAAUAUGGAAACCUGGACUCUAGCGUAAUAUCUUAUGGUCCUUGUCAAACACCUACACUCUCGUUCUGUGUCUCUC